UGAUACGAUCAGUGAGAGUACAAUGGUGUGGGGCAUCCCUCGGAUCAUGGACGGUAUCCAAGACUAGGUCAUCCACGAGAGUGUUAGGGAAGCUCUGAACUGAGAGUCUCUAAUAAGGUUCGAAUUCUAAUCAGUUAGAUAUUACGUAUUACACUUCGUCGCAGGUGGAGACAAAGCGCGGAUCGAGGCUUCACGCCUAUGAUGGUGGCUUUUCAUUUAUUUAUUGCAUAGCUGGUCAAUACAAUUUUGCUCAUUAGAAUUGAAAUCGCGUACUUCACAUUGAAUCGAGGAAUGUCAUUUCGUGCUCUAGCCGAUUGAAUGGUACGCACUGCGUUCUUCUUCUUGAACCCCUCGCUUACACAAUGUAAUCCGGUUUCAAUCUUCCUGUGGUUUCUGCUCGAACCGUAGCAAUUGUCAUUGCAUGUGCGCACAAUCGAGGUGCUCUGUGAUCUCUUGCGGAAAGCUACACACAUGUCCACUUUAUAGAGAGCCAACUCGUAUCACCAACAUCAUCUUAGUGGAAAAGGUCGUGAAGGUUUCUAAAAGUUUGGAGACAAUUGUGAGGCAAGAAAAAAUGUCCGCACUUACUCCCAGACCAGGAGAUCCUUCAACGUCCUUGCAACGCCUCCAUCAUGUGGAGAAGAAAAUUGUUCAUACUGUGGAGCUUGCUGGCAGAGUAAUGGAAGAGUUGGCCAAAACAGGCGGACCUCGACAAGAAGUUGUCAACGUUCAGUGUCAAGAAUUUAUGCAAGCCGUGAAAGAAAUCCAAACCACUCUGCGUGACGAGAUCAAGAGCAUGUGUGAGUAUCGACCGUAUGAAAACUCUGAUUAUCCUGCCAGGAUAAACUCAGAGAUCAGUGUGAAGAAAUUAGAGUGUGUUAUUGGCCAAAUAGAGGCCAUGCGAGAGGCUGUGGCGCAGUACGAGGCAGUCAAACCUAUGUAGAGUUUCUGUUUGUUUCCCAUUUACCAGAAAGAACAUUGUAUCCACUGUCGGGUUUUUUUCCCAUGACUUUCUGAAACAAGUCUUCAAGCAGGUGGAGUGCCUCAACGAUACUUGUAGCUCCUGAUGCCUCUAUGUCUCUAGUGAGUGGGCCCAUGUUGACUUCCACAAAUGCCUUUGUCCUUGAGCUUUCCUUGGAAAUGUAAACCCCUUAUCACUGCCAUUCAGAUGCUGUAUACAAGUUGUGCAUGGGCUUUACAUCUA
This is a messenger RNA of Physcomitrium patens, 1204 nucleotides long. Its product is annotated as mediator of RNA polymerase II transcription subunit 11. Gene Ontology annotation, biological process: regulation of transcription by RNA polymerase II. Lineage: Eukaryota; Viridiplantae; Streptophyta; Bryopsida; Funariales; Funariaceae. Gene Ontology annotation, cellular component: mediator complex. Gene Ontology annotation, molecular function: transcription coregulator activity. The record is from RefSeq and is a predicted model, not a curated record.